This is a messenger RNA of Mandrillus leucophaeus (drill), 2650 nucleotides long. It is a transcript of the gene PCDHB11, whose product is annotated as protocadherin beta 11. Gene Ontology annotation, biological process: homophilic cell-cell adhesion. Lineage: Eukaryota; Metazoa; Chordata; Mammalia; Primates; Cercopithecidae. Gene Ontology annotation, molecular function: calcium ion binding. Gene Ontology annotation, cellular component: plasma membrane. Bases 188 to 2581 code for a protein of 797 amino acids. The record is from RefSeq and is a predicted model, not a curated record. The transcript has a single exon.
GUUGUGAACACUGAUAACCAGUGCACACAGAGAAGCAGAAGACAGAAAGAACAAGCCUUCAAGAGGGUGACUUAGAAGCCAUUCAACAGGGUUAAAAUCCUUAGACCAUAGAGGAUUUGGUGGACAAGUCAGAGACACAUUCCCCAGAACUGAAGCCAUUCUUCAAGAAGCCUACAAGAAAGGAGCUAUGGAGAACGGAAGAGCAUGCACUCAGCAGAUAAGGCAAGUCCUGCUUCUCUUUGUUUUGCUGGGAAUGUCUCAGGCGGGCUCUGAACCUGGGAGCUUUUCCGUGGCAGAGGAAAUGCAGAGCGGGAGUUUUGUAGGCAAUCUGGCAAAGGACCUGGGGCUGAAGGUGAGAGAACUGUCCUCACGGGGGGCUCAGGUGGUCUCUAAUGAUAAGAAACAGCGUUUGCAGCUGGACAUAAACACUGGGGAUUUGCUCUUAAGUGAAACACUAGACAGGGAGGAGCUCUGCGGUUCCAUUCAGCCUUGUGUGCUACAUUUCCAGGUGUUAAUGAAAAACCCCACGCAGUUUUUACAAAUUGAGCUUCAGGUCAGGGAUAUAAAUGAUCACUCUCCCAUCUUCUUGGAAAAACAAAUGCUCCUAGAAAUCCCAGAGAACAGUCCUGUUGGUGCUGUGUUCUUACUAGAAAGUGCGAAGGAUUUAGAUGUAGGAAUCAAUGCUGUAAAAAGCUACACAAUAAGCCCCAACUCUCAUUUUCACAUUAAAAUGAGAGUCAAUCCAGACAAUAGGAAAUACCCCGAGUUAGUUCUGGACAGGGCACUGGAUUAUGAAGAGCGCCCGGAGCUCAGUUUCAUCCUCACUGCUCUGGAUGGCGGGUCCCCUCCCAGGUCCGGAACUGCCUUGGUCAAAGUGCUGGUUGUGGACAUUAAUGACAACUCCCCUGAAUUUGAGCAGGCUUUUUAUGAAGUGAAGAUUCCAGAGAAUAGCAUCCUUGGCUCGCUGGUUUUGACUGUCUCAGCUUGGGAUUUAGACUCUGGAACAAAUGGUGAAAUAUGCUACACUUUAUCCCAUGCUUCAGAAGAUAUUCGCAAGACAUUUGAAAUUAAUCAAAAGUCUGGAGACAUUACUUUAACAGCACCUUUGGAUUUUGAAACGAUUGAAUCAUACUCAAUAAUCAUUCAAGCCACAGAUGGGGGAGGACUUUUUGGAAAAUCUACAGUCAGAAUUCAGGUGAUGGAUGUAAAUGACAAUGCUCCUGAAAUCACUGUGUCAUCAAUUACCAGUCCAAUCCCAGAAAAUGCACCAGAGACCGUGGUUAUGGUUUUUAGUAUCCAAGAUAUAGACUCUGGGGACAACGGAAGAAUUGUUUGUUCCAUCCCGGAAGACCUCCCAUUCGUGCUAAAAUCUUCAGUUGAAAAUUAUUACACGUUGGAAACAGAGAGACCACUGGACAGAGAGAGCACAGCCGAGUACAAUAUCACCAUCACCGUCACUGACUUGGGGAUACCCAGGCUGAAAACGGAGUACAACAUAACUGUGUUGGUCUCCGACAUCAAUGACAACGCCCCCACCUUCACCCAAACCUCCUACACCCUGUUCGUCCGCGAGAACAACAGCCCCGCCCUGCACAUCGGCAGCGUCAGCGCCACAGAUAGAGACUCGGGCACCAAUGCCCAGGUCAUCUACUCGCUGCUGCUGCCCCAGGACCCGCACCUGCCCCACGCCUCCCUGGUCUCCAUCAACACAGACAAUGGCCACCUGUUUGCCCUCAGGUCGCUGGACUACGAGGCCCUGCAGGCGUUCGAGUUCCGCGUGGGCGCCACAGACCGCGGCUCCCCGGCGCUGAGCAGCGAGGCGCUGGUGCGCGUGCUGGUGCUGGACGCCAACGACAACUCGCCCUUCGUGCUGUACCCGCUGCAGAAUGGCUCCGCGCCCUGCACCGAGCUGGUGCCCCGUGCUGCCGAGCCGGGCUACCUGGUGACCAAGGUGGUGGCAGUGGACGGCGACUCGGGCCAGAAUGCCUGGCUGUCGUACCAGCUGCUCAAGGCCACGGAGCCCGGGCUGUUCGGUGUGUGGGCGCACAAUGGCGAGGUUCACACCGCCAGGCUGCUGAGCGAGCGCGACGCGGCCAAGCACAGGCUGGUGGUGCUGGUCAAGGACAAUGGCGAGCCUCCGCGCUCAGCCACCACCACGUUGCAAGUGCUACUGGUGGACGGCUUCUCCCAGCCCUACCUGCCUCUCCCAGAGGCGGCCCCGGCCCAGGCCCAGGCCGACUCGCUCACCGUCUACCUGGUGGUGGCGUUGGCCUCAGUGUCGUCGCUGUUCCUCUUGUCGGUGCUCCUGUUCGUGGCGGUGCGACUGUGCAGGAGGAGCAGGGCGGCCUCUGUGGGUCGCUGCUCGGUGCCUGAGGGCCCCUUUCCAGGGCAUCUGGUGGACGUGAGCGGCACCGGGAUCCUGUCCCAGAGCUACCAGUAUGAGGUGUGUCUGACAGGAGGCUCCGGGACAAAUGAAUUCAAGUUCCUAAAACCGGUUAUCCCUAAUAUCCAGGCAAAAGGUCCUGGGAAGAAUAGUGAAGAAAACCCCACCUUUCGAAAUAGCUUUGAAUUUAAUUUUUAGUAAGAAUACUAUUUACAUUUUCAUGUACUUUUUUAGUUUUAUAGAACCAUAUCAAUAUUAUUUAAUUUA